CAAACAUAUACUGUACAUUACAUAUACAUCAUAUACACCACACAAACACAUUAAACAUCAGUGAUAGACUCUAUAAUGAUUAGUAGUUAUACUCAUGUAGUUAUAAAAAAUAUCUCAGUAAUUAUUAAUAUAAAAGUGUGCGCGGGGGUCCAAAUAUAAACCCAAAUAUGGUGAUGUAAUGCUGCCAAUCAUUCACAUGCUACAGGUCUGUGGGGCAAAAGGGCAAAAUGAGGCAGAUCAACCCGCCCCUGACAACCAUUACAAACCCAUACAAACCAGCAGAACACUCAUCUCAUCUAAACACUACACUAAACACACACAGACAGACAGUAAAAUCACAGUAUAAACACAGUAAACAUACACUUUUAAUCUCUUCAGAUGAUCGGCGGGAAUGAGCGCUGAUGACGCGUCAUCAAGGUGAAUCUGAGGAGAUUUAAACAGUAUGGCCCAACCCAUCACGGGACACCCCGUACCUCAUCCGAAGGUCCACACGGGUCACUCCUUUUCUCCAUCACACCGCCCAGCUCCGAGCCCCGGCACCGGGGCAGAUCCAAACAACACUGUACUUCUCCCUGCCCUCAGCCUCCGUAGGCAGGUGCUAACCAAUGGAAAACAUCAUGGAAUACUGAGCUUUCCACAGUCAUCACAGCAUCCAUCCCUAUCAUACCCAGCACCUGCAUCCAAACAAUCGGUCCCAUCCAGCUGCCCAGACAAUGAUAUGAAAGGUUAUUUAUCUUUGGGGUCGAGCAGAAAGAUAUUUGGAGCGUGUGGAGGUUCAAACCUGCAGGUGACGAGCAGCGCUAUGCUUCUUCAGGGUUCUCCAUCUGUUCCACAAACAUCACAUUACAGUUGUCCAUCUCAUGCUGUGGGCCUCGUCGUUCCAUUCACAGAUGCCCGGUCGGUGCUGUCCAGAGAAUCUUUAGCCUCAACCACACUCAGCAUUGCCGAGACACAGUCCAUACGUAGCAGUAAGUUGGAUUGGCAGUACGGUUAUCACGUUCUACCACCGCUUGGGCUUCAGCAGCCAUCCAAUCAGAUUUCAGAAGCGGUUGACCUGAACCCUGAAUCAGGAAGUGUCACCCGUACCUCCAACCCCACCUCUCUACCGCCAUAUCUCUUCAAAGAGGAUACCAGCAGUCCUCGGCUCUCUGCUCGUUCAAAAAAGAGAGCUUUGUCCCUGUCUCCUCUAUCUGACGGCAUCGACCUUAACUCAAUCAUUCGGACCUCUCCCACCUCGCUUGUGGCGUACAUCAUCGGUUCUCGAGCCUCUACGGGUUCGCAGCCCACCCCUUCGCCUCUGCAGUCAGACGUAUGCGGCCACCUGCUGGGCGUCAGAGGCAGCUGCAUUCCUCUCCCGCAUCCCGGCAAACACGUUUCUGCGAGUGACGCACCUGACCGUGAGAGUUUUCAGGUGAGACGCUUGGAGGAGGCGACCCUGGAAGAUCAAUUUACCAACCUGGUGGUGGAGCAUCAACUUUUGCACAAACGGGAGAUGAAAAACGCUGCAUCUAACAACCCGUCAGCCGCAGCGCAGCCUCAGUUUGACCUGUUGCCCAAAGGUCCCCCACCACCCUACCACGCCCAUCAACACGUGCGAAGGUCUUAUGGUGAGCUACCAGGUCACACGGUGCCCUCAAAUGACAUCAGGGCUCUUCCUGUGACUCUCUGCCCCAUGCUAGAGGAAGAGGAGGAGGAAGAUUUUAGUGGAGGCCACUGCUGUUGCUGGAUGGACUGUGGUGCCGUUUACAGCCACCAGGACGAGCUGGUCAAACACAUUGAGAAGAUCCACGUGGAUCAGCGCAAGGGCGACGACUUCACCUGCUUCUGGGCCGGAUGUCCACGGAAACACAAGCCUUUCAAUGCUCGCUACAAACUCUUGAUUCAUAUGAGAGUUCAUUCAGGAGAGAAACCUAACAAGUGCUCGUUUGAAGGCUGUCAGAAGGCAUUCUCUCGCCUGGAGAACCUUAAAAUCCAUCUCAGGAGCCACACAGGUGAGAAACCCUACGUGUGUCAACACCACGGCUGUCAGAAAGCCUUCAGCAACUCGAGCGAUCGUGCCAAACACCAGCGAACGCACGUCGACACGAAACCGUACGUCUGUCAGAUCCAGGGCUGCAUGAAACGUUACACGGACCCCAGCUCUCUGCGCAAACACGUCAAGUCUCACUCCUUAAAAGAGCAACAAGCCCGGAAAAAGCUGAGAUGGAGCACAGAUGUCAAUCAGGAUGGACUAAAUGAAUGUUUGACCGUUCAGCCACUGCAACACAACAUCUCUUCACUGGACCUGAUUGAGAGCAAACGUCGGUCCCCCAUUGAUGAUCUCUACACUGGUGUCAUUGCACUAAAUCUGCCCAGCCAAACCAUCUCGCUUCACAGUCCAAUGAAGAUCACAGAUGAUCACCACAACCAUCCUAGUGUCCAACUGCCUCCAUUACCACAGAGUAACAACAGGUUUAGGGGUCCUGUGUUACAUCAGAUGAACCCUGGCCCACCUCCAGUGUUGCCCCCUUCAGCUCCUUACCACACAUUGACUCAAAACACUGGCAAACUACCCAGAUACUCCAACCAUCCCAGAACACAACAUCCACCUCUACAGGAGAGUUUUUCUGGUGAUGCCCAGACCAUGUUACAUACAUACAGUGACAUACCGCUGGUCAUGCAGAUGUCUGAGGAUAAUCUGGGCUUCUCUGAAGCAUCUCAGCAGGAUCUUCACCUGGUCCACAAAGCUCUGUCAGGCAUCACUGCCAUGUUCGAUUGCCAGGCUGGACCUGAAGACUUUCUAGGAGAGCAGGUGCCAUCGGUGUCUGAAGACAAUUAUCUUCACAUCAAUGCUAUGGACAGAAGCCCAAGCCAGAUCUCGUGUGUUUAUACUGAAGGCUGAAUGUAUAUCUCAUCCACCCAAACAUUUAAUGUCAACUUCAAUUGUUUAAAUCACAGUAUCUUCAGGAAUAACGUUCCUCUGGGAGGGAUCAUUUUAAAUGAAUAAAUAAUGUAUGAAGUCAUUUCCACUCACAUAAGUGUCCUAAAGAAGAACCACGUACGGCCGCAAAAGAUUAAUCACGAUUAAUCGCAUACAAAAUAAAAGUUUGUGUUUGCAUAAUGUGCAUACACACACACACGUAAAUGUUUCUUAAAUACAUGCAUGUGUGUGUAUUUAUAUAUACAAAAUAUAAUUACACACACAAAAACAAACUUUUUUUGUAUGCGAUUAAUUGUGAGUAAUCUUUUGACAGCCCUAUGACCACUUGUGUCGUUCAUUAUAAGACAUCAUCCACUAACAGUUAACAGACAUGAAGUGUUACAAUUCUUUGUGUCAAACAUUUUGAUGAAAAAAGUGCUUGUAAUAUUUUUGUAAUUAUGUAGUUAAUAUAAUUACAUUCUGACAUUUUCAAAUGUGACUUACAGGAAAUGUCAAAAUGUCUUGUAGGGCCACUGUACGUUAAAGAAACUUCAAAUCUGGCUUUAUAAAUCUGUCAGAGAUUAAAGACAUGCUGAUAUAAUGUAAAUAUGUAAACUAUGUCUGUACAUUUUUAUUUGCUAUAAGUGUCCAGAUUAAGGACGAGAUCUGUAACUGUAUAUAUUGGAUCAUUUGUUUUAAUUCUGUGCCUUGCCUUCAAGAAAUCAGACCAAACUGCAGUCAACUCCAGUACUAAUACUUUACACCGGUGCUUCUUAAACUGGAGGGGCCCCCCGAGAUGAUGUCAGGGAGGCCCCAGUUUUAUAAAAAAUAGUGCUGGGCAAAGAUUAAUUGCAUACAAAAUAAAAGUGCAUUUUUGCAUA
Messenger RNA from Misgurnus anguillicaudatus (oriental weatherfish), 3780 nucleotides. It is a transcript of the gene glis3, whose product is annotated as GLIS family zinc finger 3. The record is from RefSeq and is a predicted model, not a curated record. Gene Ontology annotation, cellular component: nucleus. Gene Ontology annotation, molecular function: DNA-binding transcription factor activity, RNA polymerase II-specific; RNA polymerase II cis-regulatory region sequence-specific DNA binding. Lineage: Eukaryota; Metazoa; Chordata; Actinopteri; Cypriniformes; Cobitidae. Gene Ontology annotation, biological process: regulation of transcription by RNA polymerase II.